Molecule: messenger RNA, 6733 nt
Organism: Drosophila ananassae
Lineage: Eukaryota; Metazoa; Arthropoda; Insecta; Diptera; Drosophilidae
Product: myosin-6
Exons: 15
Coding region: 831-6521 (1896 amino acids)
Source: RefSeq, a predicted model, not a curated record
CUCGUCGAUUUCCAAUGCGUUCGCAACCAAAAAUCAGUGCCUAGGAAAAGCGCCCGGUUCGCAUGGCCAGCGGGAAAGAGAUGCAGCUAUUUGUAUAAGUAUUUCGAGUGCUCGGGCGAUCGACGGUUAUAUUAAAGAUAUAUAUAAAUAUAUAUAGGGGCCUGUGUGCGUGCUGUGUGUGAUUUAAGUGAAAAAAUCCGAUUUGGAAACGUUGCAAUGCCCGAAUCCAAUUCAAAAUUAUUGUAAACAAAUAUUUUUUUGUAAUCUGUUAGCAACGGGAGACCAGCACCUGUUCUAACGAUAUUACGGAUAAUACCUGCAUUUGAAAAUAGUUGCGAAAGUUCGCUGCCAUUUAUAAAGAAGAAAAUAGAAACUAUGCUAUUUAUAAAACACAGCCAAUUUUUUUGGCCGUAAAUGAUUUGUAUAAACUGAAUAUUCCAAAAUUAAAUCAAACAAAACGUGAGUGGGCUGAAAGUUUGGUGAGGUGUCGCCGCCUGUGAAUGAAAGAUAUCGCAUCCUGUACCUUAUAAAGAAGAUCCUUUGAUUAAGCAGCCAUCAUUUAAUCCAAGGCUAGACGCACCACUAAAUCGUGGUGGUUACGCAACCCAGUGUAGAUCGCUGUGGUGGUAAAUUAAAAGUUCCGAACUCAUCCGCAUCGUCAUCGUCUGAAGCCCCUUGGAGGAGCAGAGCAGAGCAGAGCAGCUGCAGCGGAUGCUGCACCCUUGACGUGCUGAUCUGUCCUCAUUCCCCGACCCGUCAUCCAGCCGCAAAUUAUUCUAAAUGCGGAAGUAUUUCGUAAAAAGAAAAGCUAACAAGUUGUACGAGAUCAGAUGCAUCAUCUGUAUCCAUCGCUGAAAGGCGAUCAGCUCUGCCCACUUGGCUUCCAUCCCCAGACCCGAUAUCCGACACGAUGUAAGCGCUGUUUCCGGGACUACAAGGAGCAUGGGGCCCGCCGAGCCGGAGAGGAGGUGGCGGCCUCUUCUCCAAAUCUCUCCGAUGCCCAAACUUCACGGCCCACAUCCCGGACUUGGACGUCAACACAAAAUCUUUCCAGCAUAAAUACCCCCAAUGGGAAUGACAUAGUUGUCCACUUCAAUGUAGAGCUGAGGAAGCGUCCGCAAUCGUGGGCCUCUACCCCGGACAUUGAUGAGCCAGACGAUGCCGGACGUCGACCACAGCCGGCUGCCUCCAGCAGCAACAGCCGACCGUCCGCUAACGAGGAUCACAAUGUGGCCGUUACCGUCAAGUUGCCGGUUCCUCCGCGGCGACACACAACCGCCCUGGACAUCAAGGAGGUGGAACAUGCCCUCACACCGACAGCCCGUGUCACUUCCUCUCCCAGUAAAACUUCAAGUAUUCCAGAUGAGUUAGUCAUCCUAUCGACAGACAGUCUAGCCGAGCGUGUCCGUAAAAUGAAUCUCCUAAAGAAACAGCGCAGUCUGAACUCUCGGGAAAAUAGCAGAGAGCGAUCAGUUCCGCGAAAAGAAGAGGACAACGGGACCACAGCUGCACCACCACCGAUACCCGAUCGUCCAGAGCGGAGCAAGUCGGGUACUUCCCUGAACCAAGCUCCUCCAUCCGAACAGAAACGCGCCGCCCUACCGCCCAAGAAGGUGUCAGUUGCAGCAACCACAACAACUGCCAGCAGCAGUAGCACCACCAACAGCUCUACCCUAAAGACCGCAUCCUCCUCCGCAACCAGUGAAGUGAAGACCACCUCGUCAUCCAGUUCCUCGACAAGCUCCCUUUCGGUUCGACGCAAGGAGCCGGAUGCUGUGCCCACCAAGGAAAUAAAGAGACAAACUGUGCCGGCUGCCUCAACGACCAGCAGCACCGCCACUGCCCAAUCCAAGGGUCAGGACACUCAAGGCAUGCAGGAGCAAAUGAAGACCCUCAAAGCCGAUCUAGAGGCUAUGAAGGCCAGGGCGGAGAGAGCGGAGCGGGACAAGAGCGACAUCCUGCUGCGACGCCUUGCCUCCAUGGACACAGCCUCCAAUCGGACGGCAGCCUCCGAGGCUCUCAAUCUUCAGCAGAAGCUGAACGAUAUGAAGGAGCAACUGGAUCGCGUUACUGAAGACAAGCGGAAGCUCAAUCUUCGCAUGAAGGAGAUGGAGAACAGGGGUAACGAAUCGGAGCUGAAACGAAAGCUUCAGGCUGCGGAGCAGAUCUGCGAGGAGCUGAUGGAAGAGAAUCAAUCGGCCAAGAAGGAGAUACUCAACCUGCAGGCCGAGAUGGACGAGGUGCAGGAUACGUUCCGCGACGACGAGGUCAAGGCCAAGACGAACCUGCAAAAGGAUCUCGAGAAGGCCACCAAAAACUGUCGCAUCCUCAGCUUCAAGCUGAAAAAGAGCGAACGCAAGAUCGAGACCCUGGAGCAGGAGCGACAAAGUUCUUUUAACACCGAACUCAGUGCAAAAGUGAAGAAACUAGAGGAGGAGCUGCGUUUCUCCAGUGAACUGACCAGGAAAUUACAGACGGAAGCAGAGGAGCUUCGUAAUCCUGGAAAGAAGAAGGCUCCCAUGCUGGGUGUCCUGGGAAAGUCCACAUCCGCGGAAUCAAAGAUUACCCGAGAGUCCCUAACACGCGGCGGCUCCCAGGAGGAUCCGCAACACUUGCAGCGUGAACUGCAGGACUCCAUUGAGCGGGAGACGGAUCUGAAGGAUCAGCUUAAGUUUGCCGAAGAGGAGCUUCAGCAAUUAAGGGAUCGGGGAAAAAAGCGGGUUAGAUUCAGUUGUGGCACACAAACUUCUCCAGAUUGUGUCCAAGAGGUGAUGGCGUUUCCACGAGGCACUCAGACUAUUCCCAUAGUCCACAAUGAAGUAUCCACCAGUAUAGAGAACUUGGUAACCUCGGCCGAGGCGAACACCCAAACCGAUCCGGAAGUCUCGGUUAGAAAUGUGUCGAGUGAAAGGGAGACGACCCCGUUACCAUUUGGUUCCUUGUUUGGCGCACCAUCGGCCUCCAGAGUUGGUCAGUCCAAGACUCUGCUCUUCCCCAGUGCCAUGUCGCCCAUCCUUCUGAGUGGUGCAGGUCGGAAACUAAGUCCCACUCCACAUCCUCAUCGUUUGGCUCCCGAGGUGCAUGCAGAUCGGGAUGAGGGAAUCUCCGACGAGGACGAUCCGGCUGAACUGCGAAUUCUCCUGGAGUUAAACGAACAGGAAGCUUCGAUCUUGCGACUUAAGGUGGAGGAUCUGGAGAAGGAGAACGCCGAGUCCAAGAAAUAUGUGAAGGAGCUUCAGGCCAAACUGCGACAGGACAGUAGCAACGGCAGCAAAUCCUCCCUUUUAAGUUUCGGCACCUCUACUAGUGCGGCAGAAAAGAAGGUUAAGACCCUUAACGAAGAACUAGCUCAACUUCGUAAGACAAUGCAGGAGAAGGAUCAGACGGUGGAUACACUCAAGGAGCAGCUGUCGAAGGUGACCGCCUUGGAGUCGGAGAACGAGAAGCUGGCCAAGGAGAACAAGCGGCUCAUAACGCUGCGCAAGGCGGGCGAAAAGGGUGGCGAGGUGGACCAGAAAAUGAAGGAAUCCCUGGCAGUGGCCCAGCGUGAGAGGGACGAACUGACGGCCAGGGUCAAGAGGAUGCAGCUGGAGGCUGAGGCCAAAUUACCGCCACGCAUCGCCAAGCGGGUCAACGACCUGACGCCCAAGAGUCACCUCAAGAAGUGGGUGGAGGAACUUGAGGACGAGAUUUGUGAGAUGCGGGUGGUGCUCAGCUCGAAUGGAACUGAUCAGCUCAAAGCCCUGCAAACAGCAAAGGGAAAUCUGGAAGAGGAACUGCAGAAGUGCAAGCAGAAACUCACCCUGGCCGAGGGGGAUGUCCAGCGACUGAAGCUCCUCAACGGCACCAGCAGCAAGGUGACCGAUCUUGAGCAGAAGCUGAAACGCAGCGACGAGGAUGCGAAGAAGCUAAACUCCAAACUCAAGGACCUUGAGGAUAAGGUGAAGAAACAAGACGCCCAACUAAAACAGAGCGAAACCAACAAGUCCAGUUUGGAGUCGCAAGGAAAGCGGGAGAAGGAGAAGCUGGCCACUUUGGAAAAGGAUCUCGAGAAGCAGAGCAAGGAGAAGGAAAAGCUGGAGGCAAAGAUCACGCAGCUGGACUCUGACCUGCUUAGUGCCAAGAAAGCGGCCGAUAAGACCAAGUCCAGUCUGGAGAAGGAAAUCAAGGACCUGAAGACCAAGGCCAGCAAGUCCGACAGCAAGCAAGUGCAGGACCUUAAGAAGCAGGUGGAGGAGAUCCAGGCCUCACUGAGCUCAGAGCAGAAGCGCUACGAGGACCUCAACAAUCACUGGGAGAAGCUCUCCGAGGAGACCAUCCUGAUGCGGGCCCAACUAACCACCGAGAAACAGAGCCUUCAGGCCGAGCUCAAUGCCAACCGACAGAAGAUCGCCGAGAUGGAGACCAUCCGCGUCGAGCGCACCGAUAUGGCCCGCAAGCUGAACGAAGCCCAAAAGAAGAUAGCCGAUCUGCAGGCCAAGGCCCUGAAGGCGGCUAAUGGAAAUGGCUCCGGCGGGGAAUAUGAAAGAACCGUUCUCAAAAACAAGUUGGCCGAAAAGGAGCACGAGUACGAGCGGCUGCGACGGGAGAACGAGAUGAACAUCGACCUGGUAUUCCAGCUGCGCAAGGACAACGACGAUCUCAACGGCAAGCUCAGCGACUACAACAGGAUCGAGCAGGCCCAGACAUCACUGAAUGGUCAUGGAGCAAGACGGGAGGCCGAGAUCAGAGAGCUCAAGGAACAGUUACAGAGCACUGAGCUGCAGAUGAAGUCCGAGGUGGCCACCACUCGAUUGCGGUAUGAGCAACAGGUGAAGAACCUCAGCGGCGAACUGAACUCAAUGCAGCGCCAAUGUGAACGCUUCAAGAAGGACCGAGACGCCUUCAAGCAAAUGCUGGAGGUGGCCCAAAAGAAAAUUGGGGAUCUGAAGGCGAACAAUACGGGCCGACAGAGUCGCGGCUCCAUGCACAGCAGCGAUGAUGAUGACAAGAGCAAAAUUGCUUACCUGGAACAGCAGAUUGGUCACCUAGAAGAUCAGUUGGUUGAAUCUCGUCUAGAGUCGAGCAAAAUCAAAACGGAACUCGUCUCCGAGCGCAGUGCCAACGAGAUUAAAAUCUCCGAGAUGCAAUCGAAGUUAAACGAGUUCGAAGAGGAACGUGUCAUUGGAUCGGGAAGCACCAAGCUGCCGGGCAUGAAGACAAAGCUGGAACUGUCCUGGCAAAAGGAGCGUGAGGAUCAGCAGCGUCUGCUUCAGGAAACCUCCACACUGGCCAGGGAUCUGCGACAGACACUGUUCGAGGUGGAACGCGAACGGGACAAGGAGCGUUUGGAGUCCAAACGGAAGCUGGACCAAAUCAAGCGAGCCACCGAGGAAGAGAUGGAGGAAGGUCGAAAGAAAAUUGCCGAGCUUCAGUGCGACCUUCUCGAGCUCCGCGAUGUCCACGCCAAGUUACGCACCUCUAACGAGAAGCUGCGGCGAGAGCGUGAACGCUACGAAAAGGAAUUGAUCAAACGCCGCAUGGAGGCCGAUGGCGGUGACAGAAAAGUGGGUGCCCUCUUGCAAACUGUCGAUGAGUUGGUGAAGAUUGCUCCAGACUUAAAGCUGGGCAGCAGCGGUGGAUCAUCGCGUGGCAGUUCCGGAUAUGACAACAACCUGCGCCCGGAACAGCCCAACGUUCGUCGCUCACCAUCGCCCACCCUGAGCACUUCACAAAUCACUAGUGUUCUGGCCCGACUGGCCGAGGCUUCCGAAGAGCUGCGCAAGUUCCAGCGACUCAACGAGGACGAGCAGGAGCGCAGCCGAAUUCGGCGGGGCAAUUUGCGUCGGGCUGCUUCACAGGAAAACGACCAUCAUGGCAGCACCAGUUCCGUGGCCAGUGCAGCGGGAUCGCAGCGGGGUAGUGGACGCCUGUCCAGGAAUUCAUCCAAUAAUGGCAGUCUGAUUCGCAAGAGCCUGUCACUAGAUCACUCCAUACAGAGGGAUCAGAACAUUUGGCGCCAGGACGACGGUAGUGUCUCCUCUAUGCAAUCGAUUGACUCAGAACUGGGUGGCUUGGUGCGGGACUCCAGCUUGGAUUCACGUCUGGACUCGCGUCUAUCCGGCGGUUCCACCCAGAGCGAUUUACCACGAGGACCUCGCAAGAAAAAGAAGGGAAUUAUGGGCAAAUUGCGCAGCCUGACCAAGAGCAGUCGCAAUUCCGAGAGUGAAAUUUCAAUUCAAGGAUCUGACUCAGACAUUAGUGUUGCCAGCGAUAUGAGAUCAAGCAAAAAGGAUCUACGCGGGCGGCUCUCCGGCAUGUUCAAGCGUUCCGGCUCCAAUUCUCGCAGUGAAAGUAUGGAGCGGGCUGGAUCCGAGCAGAGACCCGUAGCUGUCACAGUCGUGGGCCAUCCAGAUGGACCGCAGCCGCGAGAGCCGCCUCCUGCAAAUUCCCUCACCCCAAGACCCAUACGUUCUAUACCAAAGCCACCUAGCGGCGGAGUACCCACCACGCCGACCACAAGACGACGCAUAGCCAAGUAGUCAUCACCGAUUUAUGGAUUUCGACCUCAUAGGCAUCAUCUAAUCGUAGUUGUAGGCGUUCGUUUAACCCUCGCCCUCAUUUGCUUCCAAAUUCAAGCUUCUACUCAUGCCAUACCUUCAUAUUUAUUUGUUGUUUUUAAAUACUUAAAUACAUUUUAUUUUAAAUUAUAAUCUCAACCAAAAUAAAGUCAUCUUCGAAUAAUCCAAAAGUA